Messenger RNA from Cavenderia fasciculata, 4932 nucleotides. RefSeq lists its product as uncharacterized. Gene Ontology annotation, biological process: transcription initiation at RNA polymerase II promoter. Gene Ontology annotation, cellular component: transcription factor TFIID complex. The transcript is spliced from 6 exons. The record is from RefSeq and is a predicted model, not a curated record. Gene Ontology annotation, molecular function: metallopeptidase activity; chromatin binding; RNA polymerase II general transcription initiation factor activity. NCBI's taxonomy places the organism in Eukaryota, Evosea, Eumycetozoa, Acytosteliales, Cavenderiaceae. Bases 1 to 4932 code for a protein of 1643 amino acids.
AUGAGUUCAAACGGACAUACUAGUUAUAAUGGUCAUGGUAACAAUGGUCAUCAUGGUCAACAACAAACAAAUACCUCUUCUUCUUCUUUGCAACCUUCUUCUUCUUCUUCUUCAUCUCAACCUUCACAACCUCAACAACAAAUACAAGCAAAUAAAGAUGCAAACAACAAAUUAAAGAGAGGGUUUAAACUAUCACAUCAAAAGUUGGUAUUGGAUAUCGAUCUAGAUCGACAAACGCUGGAUGGAUAUACAGAGCUCAUUAUACAACCACAAACAAGAAAAUUAAGACAAGAUCGAAUUAGAUUGAAUAGCAGGCAAAACAUUGUCACUAAAGUAUUGGUAAACAAUGUAGAAACAACAUUUACUCUAUCAAACUAUCUAGAGUGUGUUGUUGGUAAUCAAGAUGUAAAAGAUUUGGAUACCUAUCAAGCUUAUCUAAAGGCUGCUAUUCAUGCAUCUGAUGAAGGUGAACUUGUAAUUGAUAUUCCUUCUUCUGUUACUUUUUAUGAAUCAAAUCAAAAUAAUCAACAAAAUAAUAAUCAAAAUAAUAAUAGUAAUGGUAAUCAAAAUGAACAACAACAAAAUAGUAAUAAUAAUAAUACAGAAUCGUCAUCUCAACAACAAUUAUCAAUAAUACCUUCAAAUCAACAAAAUAAUAAUCAAAAUCAAAAUAAUCAAAAUAAUAAUUCAAGACAUAUACAAUUUUCACCAUUAAUAGUUAGAAUAUAUUAUCAUGUAAUUAGUACAAAUAAUUCUAGUACGCUGAAAUUUAUAAACCCAGAUAAAAAAUUACAACCAUUACGUCGAGCACAUAUGUAUACAACUAGUCAAGUGGAUGGAGCGAGAAUGUGGUUUCCAUGUUGCGAUCAGAUCAACGAAAAGUGCACAUGGGAAUUGGAAUUGACAGCCAAGGCUGGACUGGUGGUUGUAGCGACUGGAACUCUGUUGGAAAAGGUAUCGAGCAACGACGAAAAGAAACAUACAUUUAUCUAUCGACAAGAGGUUCCUACAUGCGCGGCGGGUAUUGGGUGUUGCGUGGGUCCCUUUGAGAUUUAUCCGGAUCCCCAUAUCCGAUCAGUCACCCAUUUUUGUUUGCCUCACCGCGCAUCUGAUCUCCAUCACUCGGUUGCCUUCUUUUCACACGCAUUUAGAUUUUUCGAAGAGUAUCUUGGCACCAGCUUCCCUUACAGUAGCUACAAGCAGGUAUUUAUCGACGACAAUGGAAAAUCUAGCUUUGCAACACUCUCCAUCUUUAAUAGCCAUCUACUCCAUCCUCCUCCCAUCAUUGACCAAACAUUUGAGACACGUACUCAAAUUGUAGAUCAAUUGGCGCGACAAUGGUUCUUUUGGUAUAUCGGUGCACGACACUGGUCCGAUAUGUGGCUAUCGUAUGGUCUAUCGACACAUCUAUCCAAUGUAUUUUUAAAGAAAAUGUUUGGAAACAAUGACCACCGAUAUCGUAUCUCUAAAGAGGAGGAUUUUGUCGGCACUGUAGAUAAUGGUUCUCAGCCACCCAUCUGCAACGAUCAUAUCAUGAUGCCCACCGAGGCCACCACCGAUCUCAUUCAACGAAAGGCUCCACUUGUAAUUAAUAUGAUUGAAAAAAGAAUCACCGAAGAUGGUCUUCGUAAGGUUUUAAAUAGUCUACUAGUCUCUCCUACAAAUGAACCUGUAGAAACUAAUGUUCCAACAAAGAAAUUUAUUAAACUUAUUAAAACUCUUACUGGUAAUGAUUUAAAACAAUUUUCUGAAAAAUGGAUAUAUGGUAAAGGUAGUCCAAAUUUAGUUUGUGGAUUUUAUUUUAAUAAGAAAAAACAUCAAAUUGAAUUUGCAAUUAAACAAGUAUUUACUAGAUCUGAAGAUAAAAUUGCUUCUUCUCUUACAAUUAGAAUUUAUGAAUUAGAAGGAACAUAUGAACAUAUUAUAAAUUUUGAUGAUGAUAUGCAAGAAUUUGAUUUAACAUGUUAUUCAAGAAUAAGAAAGAGUAGAAAGAAAAGAAUUAGAGCAGAUGAUGGAGAAGAGAUGGAGAUUGAUUUGUCACAGAAACGUGAAUCACCACUGUUGCACAUUCGUAUCGACCCAGAGAUGGAAUGGAUUCACAAGAUUACUUUUAAACAACCAGAAUACAUGUGGAUCUAUCAAUUAGAGUUGGACAAGGAUGUUGUAGCACAAUCAGAGGCACUUCGAGGUCUUUGUACUUUUCCAACAACCAAUUCUCUUAGAGCGGUAUUUAAAUUUUUUGCUAAUCCCAAACAUUAUUAUCGUGUUCGUAUGGAGGCUGCUAUUGUACUUGCCAAGCUCACUGUUAAAGAGACCAACUAUGAAGGAUUGGAUUUGCUCAUCAACUAUUUCAAGCAAAACUUUUAUGAUCCCCAUAGUCGUCUGUUGGCCGAGAACAACUUUUCAGACUUUUCCGCCUACUUUGUCAAAAAGAUCAUUCCUCAGGCCGUCUCGAUGAUCAAAGACUCGCAGGGACGUACACCAAUCGAAGGAAUCGACUUUUUACUCGAUCUCCUAAAGGACAAUGACAACUCACUCAACGCCUACUCUGACAAUUACUAUGUCGCUUCGGUCUUGUCAAGUCUUGCCAAUGUACAUACAACAAACUCUACUCAUAUCUCUGAAAUCCAUGGACAGCUCACGAGAUACCUCAGAUUCGACCAACUCUACCCAUGCUACCACAAUACCAUCACAUCGGCUUGCCUCACAUCCAUUUGCCAACUUCAAGCCUCCAAGCAAAUAGGACUUGAUCUAAAGUUUUUCAAAGAUCACUUUAAUUAUACCUAUUAUGAGGAAAUUAGAAAAACUGCAUUUCAAUGUUAUUAUCGUUUGGCUUAUCUUUAUCCUCAAGCUGCAAGUGGAAAUCAAAAUCAAAAUAGUCAAAAUAAUAAUGCAGCUUCUUCAAGUGGAACUAUUAUUAAUAUUAAUAUGAAUAAUAAUGGUACUACAAAAACUCAAACUAUGAAUUUAAUUUUAGAUUAUUUUGAAAAAGAAUCUUCUCCUCUUAUGAGACAAUUUUUAAUUGGAUUAGUUGGAUCACCACCACCAAAUAUGGAUGAUAGACAAUAUGUUUAUUUAUUUAGAGAUGAUGUAUCAUUGAUUGAAAGAGUUUGGAAUUAUAUCAAUUCAAAGACAACAUGUUAUGAUACAACAUUGAGAAAUAGUUUGAUGAAAUUAUAUCGUUAUCUUUGGGGUACAAGUACUCCUCAAAUUAUUAUUCAUAGAAAGGCUAAAUUAAAAUCAAUUAAUAAUAAUAAUAAUAAUAAUUCAACCUCUUCAAAACAUAAAUCUUCAUCAACUUCAUCCUCAAAAUCUCAUUCUUCUUCUUCAAGAAGCCACAGACCACAUUCAUCAUCUCAUCAUACUUCUUCUUCUUCUUCUUCUUCUUCUUCUUCAUCUUUAUCUAAUCCAAUAACAACAUCAACAUUGGCAAAAAAGAGAAAGACACCAGAAAAUGCACAAAUUAUAGAGAUUGAUGAUAGUAUACAAACCACAUCAGUACCAACGAAUCAUAUACCUCAAAAACUAUCAGAGAUUGUUGAUAUUGAAUCACCAAUUGUAGACAAUCAUUCACCACUCCCACUUGCAGUGGUUAAUCGUCCUAUUACUCCAGCUACCUCUAUAGUUGUUCCAUUAGAGGAAAAGAAACAAUUGACAGAUGAACAACAAAAACUAUUGGAUCAAGAAGAUUUGAAAAAUGAUCUUGAAUUUCAAGAGUUUGAAAGAGAAAUUAAGAAACACAAGAAACGUCAUCGUGAUUCUCAUGGUCAUGGUAGAAUUGAUGAGAGAGGCUUGGAAAAUAUUGAUCAUGAUAUUGUCAAGGAUUUGGCUCGUAAUCCCGACGAUUUGGAACCACUACUCAACAUUGAUAUUGAAAAUGAUGAAGACUUCCAAAAUGAUUUGAAUCUCAUCAGCAAUAUCGAAAACUUGGAGCACAGCAGAAGAAAGAGUAAACAUAAAUCUUCAAGUGGUAGUAGCAGUAGUAGUAGACAUGGCGAUGGACACCGAGAGCAUCGUGCUCACAAGGUUGCUGGUCUCCUUGCUGAAGAUGAUUUUGAAAAGAAAGAUUCUCAUCAUCAUAGUAGUAGUCAUAGUAGUAGUCAUAGUAGUAGUCAUAGUAGUAGUCAUAGAAGUAGUGAUAGAGAUAGAGAUAGAGAAAGAGAUAGAGAUAGAGAUAGAGAUCAUAGUCAUAGAAGUAGUGAUAGAGGAGACAGAGAACAUAGUCAUAGAAGUAGUGAUAGAGGAGAUAGAGAAAGAGAUCAUAGUCAUAGAGAACAUAGAAGUAGUGAUAGAGGAGAGAGAGAAAGAGAUCAUAGGGAUAAAAAUGACUCUCAUCACAAGAAUGAAAGAGAUCACAGCAGUCAUCAUAAUAGAGAACACAGUCAUAGAAGUAGUGAAAGAAGUGAUAGGGAUCAUAGUCAUAGAAGUAGUGAAAGAAGUGAUAGAGAUCAUAGGGAUAAAAAUGACUCUCACCAUAGUCAUAGAAAUGAAAGAGAAAGAGAAAAAGAAAGAGAAAGAGAAAGAGAAAAACCCUCAGUCAUUGAACCUAUUCAACCAAAUCCUACUCCUAUUCCAACUCAACAAUCUGCCAAACUUAAAAUUCCAAUCAAAUUUAAAUCAAAUACAUCAGAGAAUGAAACAAUUGUUGAACAACCCACUAUACCUAUUACUACUACUACAUCACCAACCAUUUCAACUACGACACCAGAACUAAAAAAGAAGAUUAUCAUUAAAAGACCUUCUCAAACUUCAAUCUCUGAAGAUUCAUCAACAUCAUCGAAUACAUUGACAUUGACAACCUCACCAGUUGUAACAACUUCUACAUUACCAACAGAAGUUUCACCACCAUCACAACCAGCUCCAGCCACUGCCAAACCAAAAAUGCUUCUUAAAAUUAAUUUGGGUGCAAACAAACUUACCAAAGAAAUUUAA